AUGACCGGGGUCUCCUGGCAAUGCCUUAUGAACGAGGGCAUGCAUGCUGGCAACCGGGUAAGAUAUUUAGCCGUUUUUGCACAACUUCAUCGAGAAUUUCCAUUUCGUUUUAUCCAAGUUUUCAAUUUGCUUCGUUUGCAGAGUGUAGUGCUUGUCAACGAAGCCUUCGUCCAUGCCCAGCAGGAGAUGGAUGAUCUAAGGGGCCAACUGGAUGCCCAGGGCCGGGAGACGGAGAAGUAUCUACACCUCCUCCGGGAGAAAGAGGAGGAGUUGAACCGGGCGGUCGUUGUUUUCAACCUCCGACUCGAGCUUGAUGCGGCAAAGGCCGAAAACUGUCAGUUGAAGAGUGAGCUGGCCGCAAUGACCGAGUACAAUCGCAGUCUCGAAGCUGACAAGAUCGGUCUUAGCCUGGAGAAUGCUCAAUUUUCCUUGAGGCUAGAUGAGCUCGAAAUCACCGUUUCUCAACUCCGGGGGGAGUUGGAUUUGGUGAAGGCCGAUGCUACGGGCUUGGCCGAGAUGAACCGGCUGCUCGAAUCUGAGACUGCCCUGUACAGAGAGCGCAUGAGGACGUUCGAGGAGAAAGCUGAAAAAAGGGCCCAGAUGUAUGAGAGCCUGAAAACCGAGCUUGCGGAGGCGGUUAAUGCCAAUGAUGCUCUCAAAGCCGAGCUCGAAGCGGCCACUCGAAGGCAAGAUACCCUUGAAGAGAACCGUGGUGUUCUGGCUGCAAAGCUGGCCAAGGCCGAGGCCGAUUUGGAGGAGGCUUUGAAGAAUGUGGAGGCCACCGAGGCUCAUACUGCCAUCGUUGCCGAAUAUGAGAAGUGA
Molecule: messenger RNA, 822 nt
Organism: Lycium barbarum (goji berry)
Lineage: Eukaryota; Viridiplantae; Streptophyta; Magnoliopsida; Solanales; Solanaceae
Exons: 1
Coding region: 1-822 (273 amino acids)
Source: RefSeq, a predicted model, not a curated record